AUGUAAACAGAAGAUAUAGAUUGGCAAAUAUUAGUAUAAUUAGAAAAAUGUCCAUCAAAAAAAUAUCUAAGAAAAAUAAUAGAAUUUGCAUUUAUUAUAAGAAAUAAAUUGAAUUCAUAUAAUGAUAAUUAUUAAACUCCAGUAUCAUAAUAAUUUUAUUUAGAUUUAAAUUUAUCAGAAGAAUAAUGUCAUAAGAUGUUAGUUUCUUUAGUUAAAUUAUUAGAAAAAGCUGCAUAAAAUAAUUUUAAAAAUAUAGCAAAUAUUUUUCCCUUAGAUUUUCAUGAAUAACUAAAAAAUAUGCUCGUGGAAAUGUUUGAAUCUUACGGUGAUAGUAAAACAUAAAUAAAUAAAUUUAAAAUAAAAAUAAAAUUAAAAGUUUGGCGUAAAAAUAUGAAUAGUAGCAUUUAGUAAGGAGAUACAUUAAUUGAUAUUGAUUGGCGAAUAGAUCUUUAAGUGGCAACGCAUAAUAACUAAAAAAUUAAUCGUCCUGUUAUGUUUGUUUAGUUAGAAACUUAAGGGAUUAAAAAUGAAAUGAAAACUGUUAAUUUUUAAUUAAAUUCUGUUGAACUUAAUGUUUUUCAUAAUAAUUUAAUGAAAAUAAAAGAUUAAUUAUAAUAAAUUAUUAAUAUUUGA
Messenger RNA from Ichthyophthirius multifiliis, 633 nucleotides. RefSeq lists its product as hypothetical. The transcript is spliced from 2 exons. NCBI's taxonomy places the organism in Eukaryota, Ciliophora, Oligohymenophorea, Hymenostomatida. The record is from RefSeq and is a predicted model, not a curated record.